This is a messenger RNA of Prosopis cineraria, 1251 nucleotides long. Its product is annotated as putative pectinesterase 63. NCBI's taxonomy places the organism in Eukaryota, Viridiplantae, Streptophyta, Magnoliopsida, Fabales, Fabaceae. The record is from RefSeq and is a predicted model, not a curated record. Gene Ontology annotation, biological process: cell wall modification. Gene Ontology annotation, molecular function: pectinesterase activity. The transcript has 4 exons. Bases 19 to 1251 code for a protein of 410 amino acids.
UCUCAAACAGUCACAGUCAUGCCUUUACACAUUUCUUCAUCGUCUUUCAGAUAUAUAUAUAUAUAUAUAUAUAUCUCAAACCAUCAUCAUCAAUUGUCACAUGAAAGAAAAAACGAUAUGGCAGCAAAAGCAACAAGCAGCUCCACCAUUAUUAUUGUGGCUGCUUUCAUUGCAGCUCUCAUCACAGGCACCAACAUCACCACUGUCGUCUCCGACGACACCGCUCCAGUUCCCGGCGACAAGUCCCAGCUGAACAAAUGGUUCAAGGAGAACGUGAAGCCAUUAUCGACACAGUUACGACGACGAAGGACGAUGAUUCAACCUUCAGUUGCAGAAGCAGAGAAACGUGUGAGGAUGGUGAAGGUGAAGAAAGAUGGAAGUGGGGACUUCAAGACGGUGACGGCGGCCAUUAACAGCAUCCCGGAAGGUAACUGGAGACGAGUGAUUGUGUUUAUCGGAAGCGGGACGUACUUUGAGAAGAUAAAGAUAGAGAAGACGAAGCCUUUUGUGACUCUUUAUGGUGAUCCUCAGAAAUGGCCAAACUUGACUUUCAAUGGAACUGCACAACGAUUUGGAACCGUAGAUAGUGCUUCGUUGAUUGUUGAAUCUGACUACUUCGUUGCUGUCAAUCUCAUUAUUUCGAACUCAGCACCGAUGCCGAACGGGAAGAUUGCGAGGCCGCAGGCGGUGGCGUUGAGGAUUUCCGGCAACUAUGCUGCGUUCUACAGAUGCGCAAUGUUAGGAUAUCAGGACACCAUUUGUGACGACAGAGGCAAGCAUUUGUUCAAAGAUUGCUACAUUCAGGGAACCAUGGAUUUCAUUUUUGGAAGUGGCAAAUCUCUUUAUCUGAACGCAAGACUGAACGUGGUGGGGAGAAACGGAGGGGUGAUAGCAGCGCCAGCAAGGACUAAUCAAUCGGACGACACGUGUGGGUAUUCGUUUGUGCAUUGCGACAUAAGCGGAACAGCCAAUGGCACGUACUUGGGGAGAGCGUGGAUGUCACAUCCCAAGGUGGUCUACGCUUACACUUCCAUGAGCUCAAUUGUGAACCCUCUCGGCUGGGACGAUAGCCCUCAAGGAGCUCCCAACACUGUGUAUUAUGGAGAGUACAAGAACAAAGGAGUAGGUGCGAGGAGGACAGGACGUGCAAAUUUCACAAAGUGGCUUAGACGUUCAGAGGCUUUACCAUUCAUCACUCUCAGCUACAUUGAGGCUUCCAAGUGGUUGCUUCCUCCCCCAACACUUCCUUAG